Molecule: messenger RNA, 818 nt
Organism: Nicotiana tabacum (common tobacco)
Lineage: Eukaryota; Viridiplantae; Streptophyta; Magnoliopsida; Solanales; Solanaceae
Source: RefSeq, a predicted model, not a curated record
AUGACGGUUGUGGAUCGCUUGUCCAAGUACGGGCAUUUUAUUGCCCUACCAUCUUCUUUCACUGCUAAUUCAGUGGAAGAGGCAUUUGUGAUUGGGAUUGUUCGACUCCAUGGACCCCCAAGGUCUAUUGUCUCUGACAUAGAUCCUCAGCAGUACCUGCGUUGCUUCAUUGCUGAUGCUCCUAACAAAUGGGUGACUAUGUUACCUUGGGCGGAGUUCUGGUACAAUACGUCCUAUCAAGCAUCAGCAGACAUGACUCCAUUUCGGGCUUUAUAUGGGAGAGAUCCUCCCACAGUGGCGAGAUAUAUUUUAGGCAGCAACUCCAAUGAUGUGGUCGAUGCUUAUUUAGUGGAUAGAGAUGAGAUUUUGGCAAUCCUAAAGGCUAAUUUGGUCCUAGCACAGAAUAGGAUGAAGCGUUGGGCUUACAAAAACCGAAGAGAACUGGUUUAUGAAGUUGGAGAGUGGGUUUAUGUGAAGCUGAAGCCUUAUCGCCAGAAUUCUAUACGCCUCCAUCAGCACUCCAAGCUAGGAAGACGAUACUUUGGGCCUGGACCAUCUCUGAACCUUGAGGACCAGGUUCCUUUUCAGGGAGAAGGUAUUGUUGUGACCGACCAAGAUGACGUGGAAAACACCUCAGUUGCUUACGUAGACUCAAGUACUCAGCAGGAGAGUGAGACCAUGAGAAGAAGUAAGUGCAUGAAGAAGCCUUCAACAAGGCUAACAGAUUUCGUUGUGGGAGCUGGUAUUUUUGAUGGAAGGCGAGUUGUUCUUCGCAUUUGUGAUGCUUUGGGAGGCAGUGGCCUUCUUGAUCGCAUGAG